This is a messenger RNA of Danaus plexippus (monarch butterfly), 3328 nucleotides long. RefSeq lists its product as uncharacterized. Gene Ontology annotation, cellular component: nucleus. Bases 1114 to 1923 code for a protein of 269 amino acids. The record is from RefSeq and is a predicted model, not a curated record. The transcript has 4 exons. NCBI's taxonomy places the organism in Eukaryota, Metazoa, Arthropoda, Insecta, Lepidoptera, Nymphalidae.
GUUUCGCAAAAAGGAUCUCACGUUGAAAUGCCGUUAGUUCAUAAACGAUAAUUGUUAAAAAAACAUACAUUUGGACAGACUUAUAUUUUUGAAGGCUCGUUAGUAAAUUCCUCGUUUAGAUUUAACAAACAGAGCUUGGUGAAACUGGGUCUAAAGUCUAAGGUCACUAAGUCCGUCAAAAUAUUUACGUUCCACUAUUAAAAAUGAACAUCGCAUUAUUAAAUGUCACGUUAAAUGACCGGCUACCAAAUUAUUCGUUCUUGUUAUAAGACGAACAAAUUGAAGUUACAGCGUUUAAUACGACAUGUUUGCUACGAUACACUACUUUAUCACUUGAUCGUAUAUAUCCCUCGACACGUCACUUGUCAGCUAAUGCGACCAAAUUUUAUAUAUCGUUGAUUGCAUAGAUUUGGCACACAAAAAGGUUUCUUUUCAGUUUAAUAGGUGUAACCUGUCAAAAAUGUGUAGUUAAUUUACUGGCAUAACUUGUGUUCAAGUGAUGAAAAGAGUACCUAAUUUGCAAUGACAUAGAAAGGAGGGUAAAAUUUUUCAUCAUAUGAAAAAGAAAUUUUAAAUCACCUUAUUAAUAAAUGCAAUUAAAUAGUCGAAUAUUACAAAACAGGUGCUGUUACUAUGGCUACAAAAAAUUAGGGGUGGGAUUGGACGUUUGAGUUUUGACAACACAAUAGAUUAACAGUCCGUUAGUCAUUUGACGGACCUCUGGGUCAGGAAUUAAUAUUAAUGGCUUGUCAAGACAUUUAAACAGACAUUAGUGCGUGGUGGGACGCUCGGUUCAUCUAACAGUUCAUCAAACGCUUUAACUAGACGUUAUUUAUUUAACAUUGAUUGGUGAAACAGUUUCUAAGACGAACGAAUUGAAGUAGUCGCGUUAAACACGAUAUGUUUGCUGCGAUGCACCACUUUAUCCCUUGAUCGUAUAACACGUACGUUGUUAGGUAAUGCGAUCAAAUUUUAUUAAUUGUUGAUAAAUAAAAUUUUGGUCAUUGAUUUGACGCACAAAACACAUUUUCAGUUUACUAGGUGUAACCUGUCAAACUCGUGCUGUGGACUGUGAUUGUUAUUUAUAACAUUUUAUAAUAUAUCUUAUUUGCAAUGUCCAAGAAAAGCCGUGGACCAAAUUUUUCAUCAAAAGAAAAAGAAAUUUUAAUACAUCUUAUUGAUAAAUAUAAAGAAAUAAUUGGAAAUAAAAAAACCGAUGCUGUAACUAUCGCUGCAAAAAAUCAGGGAUGGGAAAAACUAACUGAGGAAUUUAAUUUGCUCAGCUCUUUCUGUAGUAGAAAAGUAGAUCAACUAAAAACAUGUUGGGACAACUUAAAAAGAACUACUAGAAAAGUGAAAGCUUUAGUAAAACGGGAAUCCCUCUUAACAGGCAGGCCUGCUAUAAAUCCUCCUGGUCCAUUGCAAGCACGGAUAGAGUCUUUGCUAGGACCAAGUUUAGAUGGGCUUGAUAAUGUAUUGGACUCCGACAGCCAUUCUAUAGAGGAAAAUGAUACAAUGUAUGUAGAAGUUCUAGCAGAAACUGAAACAGAAGAAGACAAGGAAACUGAGGCUGGACCAUCACAAGCACAAAAAGCAGAAAAAGAAAAUUUACAAUCAGACAAUACAGACAAUAGUUGGAGAAAUUGGACACCAGCAGCAUUGAAGACCAAGGCGUCUAGUCCUCUUAAACGGAAAAAUAAUCCAAUAUCAUCAUUAUCACCAUCAUCAUGGCUUCAUCGAAGAAGACAAAGAACCUCACUACAUGAGAAAGUUUUACAAAAUAAAAUUGGAUUAUUAGAAAUAUUGAAACAAAAUGCUCAUAGAGAAGCUGAAUUAAAGACCAAACUCCUCGAGGAACAAAUUAAGCAGGAACUAAUAAAAACGAAGAUUUUAACAUUGGAACUAAAAAAACUGCAACAGUAAUAUUAAAUGAAACUUAUAUGUUCGGAUUACGACGGGUUAUUUUAAUCGACGCAUACGAGAUCACAGUUGCUGCGAAGUAACCGAAACGAGAGGAGUGCGUUGUUAAAAAUGAAAACAAUUAUAUACAAGUUUUAUUAGUAAACGGUUUUCGGUUUUAUCCAGUGUCAUCAUUAUAUAGGGCUUAUUCAUAAACCCACUACCAGCCAACAAAACGCCAUCACCAUAGUGACCUCUUUCAAACAUUGCAAUUCUGAAUGAAGAAUUCCAUAUAGACUGGUCCUGACAACUACCAGGUCAAUGGCCAUCUUGCUAUUAAGAUCCAUAAUUUCCAAGUCUGCACUAGCAAUGGCUUGGACAUUAAUUAACAUGUAUCUUUUGCGGUUACAUAUGGGUACAAUCUAUAGCACCCAGAGUUUUUGGAAACCGCGCUAUAUUAUAAAAAAAUAGCUGAACUGUUCUUUGUUCAGGUCUAGCGUCCGGAAACUUUAUAAAAGUUCAGCUAAGAGAGGCUAUAGUAGCGGUGACUUUAUGAAUAAUUCUGUGCGCAGUUGACUUGCUCAUGCCACAAUUGUCACCCACUGUCAUUUGUGUUGAACCAGUUGCAUAGUAUGUAAAAGUCAACAGAAGUUGGCUUAUGGGAGAAAUAGAUUCAUUUCUGUAACAUAAUUGAGUUUAUAAGAUUUUGCAGAUAUAGAUUAGAAGAAAUACCACGGAUAGUUAGGUAUAUACUCACCGAGCUGAUGGCUGCUCAAGUUUGUAUCCUAUUAACUGCAAAACACCCAGAGUAGAUUCUUUUGGUACAUGAAAUCUCGUGCUAAAUUCGACAUCGUCGUAUUCUACAAAGUAAUCCCGCCCUUAUUUAAAUACUUACACGUUGUACAAUAUUAUUUUAAAACGUCUAAAUUAAUAAAAUUUUCGUUUCCAAAAAUAAAAUAAAGCACGAGAUCCAUAAUGAGAAAGAUUAUAGAGUUAUCACCAAAUAAAAACUGCGAUUGAAAUUUGAGUUUUGACAAUACUGAUUAACAGGCCGUUACCCAUUUGACGGACCUCUAGAGCAGGAAUUAAUAUUAAUGUAUUGUAAGGACGUUUAAACAGACAGUGCGUGGUGGGACGCUCGAUUCAUCUAACAGUCCAUCAAACGCUUUAACUAGACGUUAUCUAUUUAACAUUGAUUGGUGAUACUGGCUGUAGGUCUUUCAAACCAUUGGCGCUAAACUACUUAUUAUAAUGCAGAGGACAAAUAAAAUACUAUAUAUUUUAUAAUCAUUUAAUGCUUCUAAGACGAGGGUAUCGUCACAAAUUAUAUUGAACAUGUAUACAUUUCAUAUUCUGUACUUCAUCUAAUAAAAGACAUCUAUUUUACAUUGACGAAAUAAACACACGUCUUGUUACAAGUAUCAAAAAA